GUCUACAGACUUUGGUUCAAUGAUGGCGUCUUCUUCUGAGGGGUCUGUGUCGGUCUGUGAUGGCCAAAUCGAAAGUGGUGCAUCUCAGAAGAGAGAGGAGAGACUCCGAAAAUUUCGGGAACUACAUUUCAAAAGGAAUGAAGCGCGCAAGCUGAAUCACAAGGAAGUUGUGGAGGAGGACAAGAGACUGAAGCUGCCAACUAACUGGGAGGCUAAGAAAGCCCGCCUGGAGUGGGAACUAAUGACAGAUGAAAAGAAAAAGGAGUGUGCUGCCAAAGGGGAGGACUAUGACCGGGUGAAACUGUUGGAGAUCAGUGCUGAGGAUGCGGAGCGAUGGGAGAGGAAGAAAAAGAAGAAGAAUCCUGACCCUGGAUUCUCAGGUUACGCGGAGGCCCAGCUACGACAGUACCAGCGUCUCACCAAGCAGAUCAAACCAGACAUGGAUGGCUAUGAGAGGCAGCGAGAGCAGUGUGGCGAGGACUUCCACCCGACGUCCAACAGCCUGAUCCACGGAACCCACGUCCCAUCAAAGGAGGGCAUCGACCGCAUGGUGGAGGACGUGGAGAAACAGAUUGAGAAGCGGGCCAAAUACAGCCGCCGCAGGGCCUACAACGAUGACGCAGACAUCGACUACAUCAACGAGAGGAACGCGAAAUUCAACAAGAAGGCAGAGCGGUUCUACGGCAAAUACACAGCUGAGAUCAAGCAGAAUCUGGAAAGAGGCACAGCUGUCUAACUGAACUGGUCCGUCCGAGUGUGCGCUUCUAUUUCCUCUGAAGCCUUUAAUUAGUCACCAUGGUCACAGGACCGGUUAUGUACAUAGAAAUCCCAUUUCAGUGGGUCACAAUGCUGACGUAUUUAUAAUGACGGGGUCUAUUCGGCUGAACAGUCGUAAUGUUAAUUUACGAUUGAGCCGACAUGCAGCGUUUAGCAUGAAUGCAGUUUUUGUUGGUAUAUGUGGUAACACAGCUUUUCAAUAUCAACGAUGCUGUUUUGUUGUAUUUCCACUGUAAGAUUUGAAGAGCGCCAUACGUUGGUAUUGUUACACUGGCGUUUAAGAUACAUUUUUAUACAUAAAGGACUUUCUGUAUUGAUUCCAUCACGACUUUGAUCAGUGUAAAUGCUGGACUCUUGAGUAAGACGCUCCUUUAAUGGUAUUCCAGAACGUCAGUGUUUAUUGUAGUGUAUCAACACAUUUUCUUUAAAUAAAAUGUCUUGUAUGUUU
Esox lucius (northern pike) is the source of this 1225-nucleotide messenger RNA. It is a transcript of the gene syf2, whose product is annotated as SYF2 pre-mRNA-splicing factor. The record is from RefSeq and is marked provisional. Lineage: Eukaryota; Metazoa; Chordata; Actinopteri; Esociformes; Esocidae. Gene Ontology annotation, cellular component: post-mRNA release spliceosomal complex; catalytic step 2 spliceosome; Prp19 complex.